ACUCUGACUGCAAAAAAUCAAUACUAGUCUUCUCAGUUCUUAUAUCUCAAACUUUUCACAAAGCGCAGAAACAGGGCAUUUGGCUUUUAGAGUUGGGUUUCGAUUCGAGUGUCUGGUGUAUUGCUCCCCUUUGCGAUACAAUUAGCUUAUUAUAAACCGGAACAGAAAGAACAACGUUGAAUGCAGUCAUGUUUGUGUUGAGCUCCCGAGUGGCGCAGCGGUCUACGGCACUGCAUCUCAGUGCAAGAGGUGUCACUACAGUCGCUGGUUUGAAUCCAGGCUGAAUCACAUCUGGUCAUGAUUGGGAGUCCCAUAGGGCAUAGGGUGGCGCACAAUUGGCCGUCAUUGUAAAUAAGAAUUUGUUCUUAACUGACUUGCCUUGUUAAAUAAAUAAAAGUAUUUCGCGUCAGUAGGCUAGUUCCCAUCGCUGCAAAAACAGUUUGACAAGUCAUAAGGGCAGUGGCGGAAUUUCAGAUAAAAUGAGCUUAUCAUAAACCGGAGCAGAAAGAACAAAGUUGAAUGCCAUCAAGUUUGUGUUGAUCAUAUUACGCGUCAAUAGGCUAGUUCCCAUCGCUGCAAAACCAGUUUGACAAGUCAUAAGGGAAGUGACGGAAUGUCAGAAGUGUUUUCCUUCUACAGCUCUACUGUAACACUUCAAGUAUAACUUAUAUCUGCCAUAUAAAGUAUGAAUAGUCCGCGAAGGGACAACAAGUCUUCUCCAGUGGUUCCUCCCAGACCCAGCAGUGAGGAGAUGAGCAACCCAACCACACACCGCUUGAACAAAGAGAAUGAUACGAGCAGUAACUCACAGAGGACUGGGAUGAUGGGAGUCAUGCAGAAAGUCAAUCCGUUCAAAACCACAACACAGGCCUCCUCUACAGCCAGUACAGCUACAGAUCCAGUGGCAGAGAAGACUGUGGAUGGAAAUGUCCCUGAAGCGAAACAGAACCCGGGUAUCUUUAAAGGAGUGACACAGAAAGUCAACCCAUUCACGUCCUCUACACAGGUGAGAAAAGAGGACCCUCCAAAAGACACUGUGGAUCAGGAAAAGCUACCAGAAGGCAAACAGGUCUUCCAGAACCCUGGAAUGUUCACAGGAAUGAUGCAAAAAGUCAACCCUUUCAAAUCUACAGCACAGAUACAGGACACUCAGUCGAUACACAGUGAUCUGUCCUCCAGUGCUGGCAGUCUGGCGGAGAACACCACAACAGAAAGACAAGUGAGAAAGGAGGACCCUUCAACAGACACUGUAGAUCACCAAGUGACAGCGAAGCUACCUGAAGCCAAGCAGAACCCUGGGAUGUUCACGGGAAUGAUGCAGAAAGUCAACCCAUUCAAAUCUACAGCACAGAAUCAGGAUACUCAGGCCAUACACAGCAAUCUGUCUCCCAGUGCUGACAGUCUGGCUUCUACAGGAAGACAGGUGAUAAAGGAAGACCCUCCAACCGACAGUAUGGAUCACCAUGUCACAGAAAAGCUACCAGAAAGCAAACCGCAGCAGAAUCCUGGAAUGUUUAUGGGAAUGAUGCAAAAAGUCAACCCUUUCAGAUCUACAACACCGAUUCAGGACAACCAGUCCAUACACAGUGAUCUUUCUUCCAGUUCUGGCAGUCUGGCUGAGAGUAGCAGUUCUGCAGGAAAACAGAACCCCGGGAUGUUCAAGGGAAUGAUGCAGAAAGUCAACCCAUUCAAAUCUACAGCACCGAUCCAGGAGACUCAGCGUGACAGUGUGGAUCACCAUGUCACCGAAAAGUUACCAGAGAGUAGCGGACACAGCGACUCAUCCUCCAGUUCUGACAGUCUGAGUGACACCAACGUCUUCAGUCCUACGGAGAAUCAGACCGUGUGGUACACAGACAAUGAAGCUACUUCUUCAGUGAAAAGUGGACCUCCACCACCACAAGAAAAUAAGAAAAGGACUGGGACAUUCCAAAUCCGAAGGAUUCUCCCUGGUGCCCUGUUUGGCUAUGAAAAUACUGAUGCUCAGCCCACAGCCCAGGCGGGCCUAGUGGAGGUCCAGACACUGGAGAUGGCUGCAGUGCCAGUACCUAGUGAAGGAAACCCACCGGACAGUGUGGAUAAUGAGGAAGGUCUUAUGGAUUGGUGGCAAACAGUAGAGGGUUGGGAAACGUGGAAGGAGUCCAACACCUUUGAAGCGGAUGAAGGCGAGAUGGCAGUGGAGGCGGUGGCGGACCGUGUCUUCAUGGCGGCCCGGUUCUUUGUGCGUCUCUUCAACCAGCGCGGUGCCUCUUUACAGCAACGCAUCCUGGAGCUCCUAUCAUUGGCCGACGCCGCCGACAGCUUCCACAAGAAGACUGUGAAGGCCAGCGUGGGGGGCGGAGUCGCCAGCGUUGCUGGGAGCAUCACCACUAUCACCGGCCUCAUCUUGGCGCCGUUCACCAUGGGAACGUCGCUCAUCGUCACGGCAGUGGGCAUCGGCGUUGCGACAGCGGGCGGGGUAGCGUCAGCCUCUGCAAAUAUUACUGAUACGGUGCACUCCAAGACAGACAGGAAGAAGGUGGAGAAGAUGAUUCAGGAUUACCAGGAGGAGAUGAAGGAUAUCAAGGAGUGUCUGGACUUUUUGCAGGUCGGUAUGGAGACCCUGGAGGAGUGGGACUUUGAUCAGUACGUGGACAGCAUCUCUAAGAAAUAUCUCAACCAGAAUGUCAAACACGUGAUGAAGGAGGGUGGCCGGGCCGGCAAGGCAUUACUAAUCAACACAGAAAGUCUGAUCAACACCGUGCAGGUUCUCAACGUGGCAGGCGGAGCGGCCAAGGCAGCCCAGGUGAUGAGUGUCACCACAGGAGUAAUGUCGGGUCUCUUCCUGGCCCUGGAUGUGUUCUUCCUGGCAAAAGACUCCAUCGAGCUCAACAAAGGAGCCAAGACGGAGUUUGCUGGGAAGAUCAGGGAAGUGUGUAAGGAUCUUCAGAAUGGACUGUUGGAGCUCAACCGCAUCAAAGAGCAACUGCAGAAAACCAUGGAUGGGAUCGAGGUGGUGGAGGAAGAGGAGGAGGAGGAGGAGGUGUACGAGUCUGAUCCAGAGAAACUGGCCCAGUUGGAAGAAUGAGGGAAGGAAGAGAGGGAGGGAAGAUAGUUGUUGGUUGUGAAACCGAAGGCGUUUGACCAAAAAUGUUGAUCAAUUUGUUUUGUUACUUAUUCCGUUACAUGCAGUAGACCUAUAAUCUGUGAUAUGUUUCAGCCAAAAAGGUGCCUAGAAUGUUUUGACAUGGCCAAACUUUGCCAAAUUGCCACUUUAUUUUUCAGUUGAGAAUGUAGUGCCUUAUUUAAUAUAACACUGAUGGUGUCACUAGUCUUCUUAUUUCUAUAUUUUGCUAAUUUUUAUGACUGGUUAGUAGGGGAGAGUUGGGUAUGUUGACCCAUUUUUUGCAUUCAGCAUCUCUAUGUCAAGCUAAAUAUAAUAUUCUUUCUAACAAAGAUAUUUACAUAUAUUUCAGGAUGUCAUGUAUCUCUGGAAAUAAUCAGAAUUCAUGUAAACAUAACACUUUUGAAAACACAGCUUGUCCAAAAAAAAGUAGUCACUUGGUUUUGGGGUAAAUUGAGCAUAGGGACACAUUUGUAACACUUUUUACUUUUUAAAAACACUUUAAACAUAGGCUCAGGCCCUGGUUUAACCUCAUAUCCCAGUGAUAAUGCCUUGCAUUACGCCUGGGAAGAAAACACUUCAUUUGUGGCCUAGAGGGGUAUGAACCUAACUGAGGAAGGCAUUUUUCAUCAUUUGAAUAAUUAUGACUAAUCAUACGGAUGCGAGGUGUCUUCAAAAAACGAUGCUUGUUAUGCAUGAAACUGACAAUAUAAUUAUUUUUUAUGGGGUAUAUUGAUAGCCAAUGGCUCAAUUUGCCCCUGGCAACAAUUUUGACUAUAGUAGCCCACACAACGAUGCACUUUCAUGCUACUGUUGGUAUAAGACUAGCAGUGGUGUAAAGUACUUAAGUAAAAAAUACUUUAAAGUCCUACUUAAGUAGUUUUUUGGGGUAUCUACUUUACUAUUCAUAUUUUUGACAACUUUUACUUCACUACUACACUCCAAAAGAAACGUAUGUACUUUUUACUCCAUACAUUUUACCUGACACCCAAAAGUACUUGUUACAUUUUGAAUGCUUAGCAGGACAGGAAAAUUGUCUAAUUCACACCUUUACCAACAGAACAUCUCUGGUCAUCCCUACUGCCUCUGAUCUGGGGGACUCACUAAAUACAUGCUUCGUUUGUAAAUUAUGUCUGAGUUGGAGCAUGCCCCUGGCUAUCCGUAAAUAAAAUAAAAACUGGAACAUGUGGCCAUCUGAUUUGCUUAAUAUAAGGAAUUUGAAAUGAUUUAUACUUCUACUUUUACUUUUUGAUAUUUUGGUACAUUUUAGCAAUUACAUUUACUUUUGAUACUUAAGUAUAUUUAAAACCAAAUACUUUUAGACUUCUACUCAAGUUGUAUUUUACUGGGUGACUUGCUUUUACUUGAGUCAUUUUUCUAUUAUACUCAAGUAUGAUAAUUGUGUAAUCUUUCCACAACUGGAUACAAGCAUGAUGAAACCUAUAACACAAAUUAAUUUGACUUUGUGAAAAUAUGUUUUUUGGACCUAACUUAUUUAACACUUUUUCCAUGUGAGUUCUUACCUUUUCCUAACUCUUCCAGUCAAGAAUUUGGACACCUACUCAUUCAAGGGUUUUUCUUUAGUUUGACUAUUUUCUACAUUGCAGAACAUUAGUGAAUACAUAAACUAUGAAAUAACACAUAUGGAAUCAUGUAGUAACCAAAAAAGUGUUAAACAUAUUUUAGAUUCUUCAAAGUAGCCACCCUCUGCCUUGAUGACAACUUUGCACACUCUUGGCAUUCUCUUAACCAGCUUCAUGAGGUAGUCACCUGGAAUGCAUUUCAGUUAACAGGUAUGCCUUGUUAAAAGUUCAUUUGUGGAAUUUCGUUCCUUAAUGCUGAGCCAAUCAGUUGUGUUGUGUCAAGUUAGGGGUGGUAUACAGAAGAUAGCCCUAUUUGGUAAAAGAACAAGUCCAUGUUAUGGCAAGAACAUCUCAAAUAAGCAAAGGAAAACGACAGUCCAUCAUUACUUUAAGACAUGAAGGUCAGUCAAUUCGGAAAAUUUCAAGAACUUUGAAAGUUUCUUGAAGUGCAGUCGCAAAAACCAUCAAGUGCUAUUAUGAAACUGGCUCUCAUGAGGACCUCCACAGGAAUGAAGACCCAGAGUUACCUAUGCUGCAGAGGAUAAGUUCAUUAGAGUUACCAGCCUCAGAAAUUGCAGCCCAAAUAAAUGUUUCACAGAGUUCAAGUAACAGACACAUCUCAACAUCAACUGUUCAGAGGAGACUACGUGAAUCAGGCCUUUCUGGUCGAAACCACUACUAAAGUAGACCAAUAAUAAGAAGAGACUUGCUUGGGCCAAAAAAACACGAGCAAUGGACAUUAGACCAGUGGAAAUCUGUCCUUUGGUCUGAUGAGUCCAAAUGUGAAAUUUUUGGUACCAACCGCCGUGUCUUUGUGAGACACAGAGUAGGUGAACGGAUGAUCACUGCAUCUGUGGUUCCCACCGUGAAGGAUGGAGGAGGAGGUGUGAUGGUGUGGGGGUGCUUUGCUGGUGACACUGUCAGUGAAUGAUUUAGAAUUCAAGGCACACUUAACCAGCAUGGCUACCACAGCAUUCUGCAGCGAUAUGCCAUCCCAUCUGGUUUGCGCUUAGUGGGACUAUCAUUUGUUUUUCAACAGGACAAUGACCCAAAACACCUCCAGGCUGUGUAAGGGCUAUUUGUCCAAGAAGGAGAGUAAUGGAGUGCUGCAUCAGAUGACCUGGCGUCCACAAUCACCCAAUCUCAACCCAAUUGAGAUAGUUUGGGAUGAGUUGGACUGCAGAGUGAAGGAAAAGCAGCCAACAAGUGCUCAGCAUAUGUGGGAACUCCUUCAAGACUGUUGGAAAAGCUCUCCAGGUGAAGCUGUUGAGAGAACGCCAAGA
Messenger RNA from Salvelinus fontinalis (brook trout), 5969 nucleotides. RefSeq names its product apolipoprotein L domain containing 1b (gene apold1b). Lineage: Eukaryota; Metazoa; Chordata; Actinopteri; Salmoniformes; Salmonidae. Gene Ontology annotation, molecular function: lipid binding. The transcript is spliced from 25 exons. The coding region runs from base 686 to 3067 and encodes 793 amino acids. Gene Ontology annotation, cellular component: extracellular region; membrane. The record is from RefSeq and is a predicted model, not a curated record. Gene Ontology annotation, biological process: lipoprotein metabolic process; lipid transport.